Messenger RNA from Gossypium arboreum, 742 nucleotides. RefSeq lists its product as uncharacterized. The transcript has 2 exons. The record is from RefSeq and is a predicted model, not a curated record. The coding region runs from base 236 to 622 and encodes 128 amino acids. Lineage: Eukaryota; Viridiplantae; Streptophyta; Magnoliopsida; Malvales; Malvaceae.
GUGGUUCACUUUGUAAUAAAAUGCCAAAUCCCAAACCCAAACUCCAUAUAAAGCUAAUCAAACCAGAGAACUCCAGUUCCUCACGCCUGUUUCUUUCUUUCUUUCUUUCUUUCUUUCUUUCUAUAAUAUCCCCUAUUUGACCCUUUUCUCCAACUUGAUUUCCUUUGUAUUCAGUUUUCACUUCUUUCUAUAUAUAAACAAAACACUGAGUACAUCAUCUUCCAUCGCUGCCACCAUGUCGUCAGGUAUAUGUUCACAAGGCUUGGUCUUAGCUACUGCUAUGGUUGUUUCCAGCACUGUUAUUUUCCUCACUUUUUCAAGGCAAAAAACCUUGUCUCCUCCUCCUAAACAAACCCUUCGUUCUUGCUUGUCUUCAGAUGGAAAGAAAAGGGAUAAAAAGAGGAAGAAAAAAGUACAGUUUGCUGAGAAUGUUAAAGAAACAAGUGGCGAUGGACAAGAAUACAGAAAAGAACAACACAAUAAGUUAAUUGCAGCAGCAUCAAGAAGAAGAAGAAAAAUGGAUGGGUUUUGCAGAAGUGAAAUGCCGGCUAAUAGGAUAGCUUUGUACAAUGGAAUUCUCAGGGACCGUGUUCAUGUUCAUAAAAUGGAGUGUUCAUAUUGAUUAUUUUGAUUACCUCUUCUCCUUAGCUUUUGCAGACCAAAAAAAUGUAAAACUUUUUCUCUUUGUUUAGAAUGUAAAUAUUAUCACUCUGUCCAAAUUAUGAGUCUUUUUUAAGGAAAA